GAUAAGGGUUCUAAUGAAAUUGUCCUUAAAGCCAUGGGUAGAGCCAUCAACAAGACUGUGAUGAUUGCUGAAUUGAUUAAGAGAAGGAUUGCUGGCCUCCACCAGAACACAUCAAUUGGAUCUACUGAUAUAACUGAUAUGUGGGAGCCACUUGAAGAAGGCUUACUUCCCCUAGAAACUACCCGCCAUGUUUCAAUGAUCACAAUCACUUUGUCCAAGAAGGAGCUAGAUACAUCCUCUACUGGGUAAAUGAGAACUAAAGUUUCAAUGGAGAUGAAUGGCAUUAUCCUUUUCCUUUUUCAUCCCCCUCUCCCCCUGGUUUGAUGAUUGCUGUUUGGUUCUCAACUAAUAUAAAACUUUGUUUGGUAGGACUUAUAAAUUUUGAAAUCUUAACCAAUUUUUACAAUUAGACAAUCUAAGAAGUUUCUU
Nelumbo nucifera (sacred lotus) is the source of this 429-nucleotide messenger RNA. NCBI's taxonomy places the organism in Eukaryota, Viridiplantae, Streptophyta, Magnoliopsida, Proteales, Nelumbonaceae. The record is from RefSeq and is a predicted model, not a curated record.